AUGGUGGAAGAGCAGGUAGAGCCUCGACCACUGCAGCAACCGGCUGUACAGAUCAUGCAAUCUGUAACAAUAACUCCAAUGCCAGAAUUUUGCCCAGAUGCAAAAAUCGGAACAAGCCUUUCGACAAGAUGGAACAAUUGGCAGUCAGACUUCGAAAUGUAUAUAACCGCAAGUGGAAUAACGGAUCCAAAGCGAAAACGUGCACUCUUGCUAUAUCAAGCCGGACCAAGAGUUUGCGGGAUUUUUAAACAAAUCCCCGAGACAGGAACUGAUACGGACUACAACAUCGCGAAACAGAAAUUAAAGGCUUACUUCGACCCUCAAAAGAAUCGGCGGUACGAAGUUUAUCGUUUUCGACAAACAACUCAAGAACACAAUAGGGCCAUUUAUACGGAACAAAAUAAGUCGCCACUUACAUAAGACGCGACUUAAAUAAGCGGAGUUAUCGCAUAAAUGAUUCUCUACGGCUUUGGUCUUAUUUAUUUGCUAUAGCUAUAAUGUUGUUUUGGUUGUUCUUGUUUUAAUAUGCAAGCCUAAUACUUUUACGUUGUUUCAAGUUUCUGGCAUGUGUAGUUAGACUUUUUGUCCAAAAUUUCUUAUUUAAGACGCAACUUACAUAAGAACAGCUAAAAGACCUGUUCUUAUGUAAGACGCGUCUUAUCCAAGACGCGUCUUAAAUAAGAAUUUUGUACCUUUUAAACGACAAACUCGCAUCUUACUUAAGUCGCGUCUUAUGUAAGUCGCGUCUUAUUUUGUUCCGUAUAAAUGGCCCUAAUGAGACAUUAGAUCAAUUUCACACCAGACUUAGAACAAUGUCAGAAACCUGUAAAUUCGCAGACGUUGAAUUUGAAAUCGAAGAACAAAUCAUUAUAGGCGGAAAUUCAUCGAAAAUACGAAAGCGAGCACUGUGUGAUCCUACAUUUGACUUAAAAUCAAUGCUUUUAGAAGGACGUCGUGACGAACAGAGCAAGUACCAAGCUCAACAAAUCGAAUCUAAAGAACAAACUGACGGUGAGGCUAAUAAAUUAGAACAAAAACCUAAUAACGGUAAUAUUUCGAACAGUAGUAAUAUUAUUUGCAGAAAUUGUGGGCGUGCUUAUCCACACACAGGGGCAUGUCCAGCGAAAGGAAAAACCUGUAAUAAUUGUGGAAAACCGAAUCAUUUCGCUGCUGUUUGUCGAGGAAAACAAAAACAAACGCGAUCACUGACAUACUCAAACAAAAAGCAUGCACAAAGAAAUUUAAAAACAUUAGAUACAAGAUCAAACUCGAGUUCCGAUGAAGUCUAUUUAUAUACCAUGACAAAUACAAAGCACAAUAACAAGGUCAAUGUUAAAGUAGGCGGCGCCAAAUUUCAAACAACAAUUGACAGUAGCGCGACAAUAAAUGUGAUCGAUCAUGACACUUUUAACAAAAUGCAAGACAUAAAAUUAACUUGCACGAACACGAAAGCUUUCGCGUAUAAUACGAAAUCACCAGUUGAAUUUUUGGGAAAAUUCGAAGCGGUAAUCGAAACACGAAAACGAAUAUCUGUAGCCACAUUCUAUAUCGCUAAAGCUGCGAACUGUGGAAACUUACUUUCUCUUUCUACUGCACAAGAACUCGGACUUAUUAGUUUGCAUCUAGACAAACUGACAUCAAAGGAUGCCGCACUAGAAAACAUCCUUCAAAAGCAUUCUAAAGUUUUUUCCGAUCUUGGAAAAUUGAAGGGAGAAAAAGUCAAACUAGAUAUAGACAAAACUAAAAUUCCGAAAGCACAACCCCAAAGGCGCAUACCCUAUCACAUUCGAGAAAAAGUGAAAAAUGCGAUAACUGAAUUUGAAAAUCCAGAUGUCAGUGAAAAAGUGCCAGAAAACGAAGCUACUCCUUGGGUUUCACCCAUUGUGGCUGUUCCCAAAAAAGACGGACAGGUUCGCAUAUGUGUCGAUAUGCGGCUUGCAAAUGAAGCUAUAAGAUGA
Messenger RNA from Paramuricea clavata, 1958 nucleotides. The record is from the annotation of a GenBank genome assembly. NCBI's taxonomy places the organism in Eukaryota, Metazoa, Cnidaria, Anthozoa, Malacalcyonacea, Plexauridae.